Condylostylus longicornis is the source of this 3406-nucleotide messenger RNA. RefSeq names its product transcription elongation regulator 1. The record is from RefSeq and is a predicted model, not a curated record. Gene Ontology annotation, cellular component: nucleus. NCBI's taxonomy places the organism in Eukaryota, Metazoa, Arthropoda, Insecta, Diptera, Dolichopodidae. Gene Ontology annotation, molecular function: transcription coregulator activity; RNA polymerase binding. The transcript has 12 exons. Bases 147 to 3248 code for a protein of 1033 amino acids.
UUUUAAUCGCCAUUAUGAAAAAUGAUUUUGUGUUCAAUAAAUUUUUAAUUAAUUAGAAAAAAAAGUAUUCUUGAUUAAAGCGUAAAAAAGAAAUUAAAGCGACCAAAUUGUAAAUUUUGGUCACGUAAUUGGGUUAAUAAAAGGCAAUGGAAGAAAAUUCAGCUAUAGACGCUAUGCCGGAUAUUUCAGAUCAAAUAAUCCCAGAAUCGAGUUUUUCUGACGCUGAAGAGAGUAGAAAAUCAAACUCUGAAUCAGAAUUUCGAUCAAAUGAACAGACUGAAGAAGAAGAAGCCGCUCCGAAGGGUAACAAUCAUGAAAACGAAAAUGAGAAUCCCGAUUUAAAAAUGCCACCCUCUACAAAUCCCAGUGAAAUUUGGAUUGAAACAUCAACUGAUACUGGUAAGCCUUAUUAUUAUCAUGCGCUGACAAGAGAGACCACUUGGACAAAACCUGAGGGACCAAAUAUAAAGGUUAUACAACAACAACAUAUCUCAGCGGAUAGUUCUGGUGAUAAAAAAAACCAAGCGUCACAUCAAAACUUUGAUAAUGCUAAUCCAUUAUUAAAUAUACCAAAUAGAGUACAGGGUAAUGUGCCGAAUCAACAGCCGCAAGCGCAGACACAUCAGCAAUCACAACAUCUGUCUGGUAAUAAUCACGAUAAGAAGCCUCCAUUAGGGCCAGGACCUGGAAUCCCAACACAUCAUCAGCCGCCUCCGCAUAUGUUUCCACCACCUGGAGGGUUUCCUAUUACACCAGGUAAUUUUAAUAAUCCCCCGCCGUUUUCUGUUCCGCCUCCAGGAUUUGGAAAUGCACCACAUCCUCACGCAGGGGCCCCUUGGGGGAUUCCUCCAUGGGGAAUGCCACCCCAAGCGGCACAGCCACAGCCAACUCCUCCAAAAAAUUUAAUUAUUAAACCGGGUGUGAUAGAUCCAGGGGUAAUAUCUCGUGCUGCGGAAUGGUCUGAACACAGGGCACCAGACGGUAGACCAUAUUAUUACCAUGCUGGCCGUGGUGAAAGUGUUUGGGAAAAACCUCAAGCUAUAAGAGAUUUGGAAGCUGCACGUCUAGCUGCUCAUUCUGGAGCACCACCAGCUUCACCCAUAAUUCCUCCGACAAAUAUGCCACCUCGCCCUUUAAUGCCUGCAAAUGCUGUGGUAAUACCUACAGGACCAGUUGAGCAUUUAGGAUUCCCGCCCUUAAUGGGACCACCAGGCACAGGUCAGUUAAUUGAUCCAAUGAUUUCUAAUCAAGUUGUGAAUGAUAACAAAUCAGAUAACAAGCAAAAGAAAAAGGAAAAUGCUGAUACAGAGAAUGCAAAAAGCGAUCAAAAUGAUAAAAGCCAAAAUAAAAAAACAGCGGUUGUUGAUAAAUCUAGACCAGUAUCCAGUACUCCUAUCAGUGGUACACCCUGGUGUGUUGUAUGGACGGGUGACGGCCGAGUUUUUUAUUAUAACCCUUCAACGCGUUCAUCGGUUUGGGAGAGACCAGCAGAACUAAAAGACAGACCAGAUGUGGAUAAAGCUGUAGCCAGUUGUCCGAAAAAUGUUCAGUGUAGUGCACCAGAAAAUAACUCAGAAUCGGAAAAAAGUCAUGAAACAGAAAAUAAUCAAGAAUUUGAAAUACCAGCCAAAAAAGCAAAAUUAGCUGAGCCAAAAGUAGAAAAAGAUGCUACAAAAGAAGCGGCAAUUGAGGCAGAAGUACGUGCGUCAAAGGAACGUGCCUUAGUUCCAUUAGAACAACGUGUCAAAUCUUUCAAAGAAAUGCUACGCGAAAAAGAUGUUAGCGCAUUCAGCACUUGGGAAAAAGAAUUACAUAAAAUAGUUUUCGAUCCAAGGUAUUUAUUGCUAACGUCUCGGGAACGAAAACAAAUAUUUGAAAAAUAUGUAAAGGAUAGAGCUGAAGAAGAGCGUAAGGAAAAGAGAAAUAAAAUGCGGCAAAAAAGAGAGAAUUUUCGUGAUUUACUUGAAUCGGCAAAUUUACAUUCUAAGUCAUCUUUUAUAGAAUUUUCAUCUAAAUAUGGUCGAGAUGAUAGAUUUAAAGCAAUUGAAAAAGGUAAAGAACGAGAAAGUCUGUUUAACGAAUUUAUAAUUGAAGUUAGAAAACGUGAAAGAGAAGAAAAAAUGCACCAAAAAGAAAAUAUAAAGAAAAAGUUUUUGGAAAUGUUGAAGGAGAAAUCUGAUAUUACACGACAUACAAGAUGGUCAGAUGUUAAAAAACGUUUUGAGUCAGACAGUCGGUAUAAAGCCGUAGAUAGUUCUUUCUUACGAGAAGAAUAUUUCAACGAUUAUUGUUAUUAUUUAAAGGAAGAGAAAAAAAAGAACAAAGAGAAAGACAGGGAACGUGAUAAGGACAAAAAGGAUAGAGAUAAAGACAAAGACAAGGAUCAGGAAAAAGAUCGUGAUAAAAGUUCAAAGAAGAAAAAUAAAGAUAAAGAGAAACAUAAAAAAGAUGAAGGAGAUGAUUCCGAUAAAAGCUUAGAUAAAAAUGAGAAUGAUAUUUCGAAAUCUGAUGAAGAAAUUGAGAAGAAACAGAAAGAAAGAGAUCGUCAAUUACGUGCAGAACAAAGUAUUAAAGAAAGAGAAAAAGAGGUCCAAAGAUCAUUAGCGAAUCACUUAAGGGAUCGCGAUAAAGAGAGAGAGCAUCACAAAAGAGAGGAAGCAAUGAGGAAUUUUAAUGCACUUUUAGCAGAUUUAGUACGAAAUCCAGAUUUGACAUGGAAAGAAGUCAAAAGACAAUUAAAAAAAGAUCAUAGAUGGGAGCAAGUAGAAUAUUUAGAAAGAGAAGACAGAGAGAAAUUAUUUAAUGUUCAUAUUGAUAUGCUCGUACGUAAAAAACGGGAUAAUUUCCGAGAAAUGUUAGAUGAACAAAAUUUGAAUUUAACAGCAACUUGGAAGGAUGUUAAAAAGGCAAUCAAAAGUGAUCCAAGAUAUCUUAAAUAUAGUAGCAGUGAAAAAUGUGAGAGGGAAUUUAAAGAUUAUUUGAGAGAUAAAACAAUAGAAGCAAAAGCAUCAUUAAGAGAAUUAUUGCUGGAAUGCAAAUUGAUAACACAUAAAAGUUUUGAAUCAGUACAAGAAAAUCCACUGCAUUUGAAAGAAAUUGAGGAUAUAUUAAAAAAUGAUAAAAGGUACUUAAUGCUCGAUCAUAUGGAUCAUGAACGAUCCCAAAUUAUAUUAUCCUAUUUAGAAGAUUUGCAUAAAAAAGGACCUCCACCUCCACCAACUGCUACAGAAACAACGAGACGAAAAUAAAUAAUAUUUAUUUAAUCUUUGACAUAAACUUUAUUUGAAUUUUUUUUUUAACAAAAUAAUUAAAAUCUAAAAAUUAUAAAGUAAAACAAUUAAAAAAAAAAAACAGUUUUUAUCUUCGAAUCUUUAUGUAAAUUUAUAAAUAACAAAGCGGAAAAUUU